AUGGGACACAUCAUCGCAAUCAUCAACGAGUGUGGUGCGAUAGGAGAGACCUCACGAGAGAAGAGACAUUGCUGUGAAUACAGUGGAUGUGGUAAACGAUUACGAGACAGGUAUGCACUCGUGGCUCACAUACGGCUCAAACACACCAAUGAUAAGCCGUUUGCGUGCAACGAGUGCCACAAGACGUUCCCCAUCGAAAAGUACCUUAAGAGCCAUCAGAUGAUCCACUCUGUGGUCAAGAGCUAUAAAUGCAAGUAUGACUGUCCGUACGCUUCCACUACACCUCAGAGUCUCAACAGUCACUACACAACACACCACUCGAGUGAUGCCGUGAAGAAGUUUGUGUGCGAUUGGGUCGGAUGUGGUAAGAGGUUCAGAGCUAACGUCCCACUUAUGGCACACAUUAGGAUC
Molecule: messenger RNA, 411 nt
Organism: Oppiella nova
Lineage: Eukaryota; Metazoa; Arthropoda; Arachnida; Sarcoptiformes; Oppiidae
Source: the annotation of a GenBank genome assembly